AUGCAGUUGCUACUUAACCUUGCGGCAUCCGACCUCCUCGCUUCAUUCGGCAAUGUCUUCACAAGUGCCUCAAGCUACUAUGGAAAUUGGAGGUUCCCGGAUACCAUCUGCCAAGUCUACGCCUUCCUCAGCUUCACGACCUUCUUGGUAUCAGGAAGUUUCUAUUCUACCGUGAUUGAUAAGUGCUUCUAUACGGAAUUGAAACAAAUCAUCUGUAUUGGCAUCACUCCACACUCUGGCAUAAGGGCAGUUCCAAAGUUGAGCAGUGUGGCAACCCAGGUCGCCAUAUGCAUUCAUCGGUAUAUGGUUGUCUUCAAGCACGACAUCACAUACGCCAUCUUCUGCUACGUAUUGCCGAUCAUGCUGGUGGCCACUCUGUACACGAUCGUGUUGCGCCACGUGGUGCGAUACUACCCGAACAUCAUCCACAUGCAAGGAGUGGUCACGAGGACAGAGGGUACCUUCAUCAGUCGCAACUGCCUCGGUCUGAAGCCUAUGGAAGUCCAUCUUCUCAAGAUGAACAUAGUGAUGGUGUGCGUGCUGAUUUUUGUGUGGACCCCAUACACGGUGAUUUCAAUUUUGUCCGUGUUGAAUCCUGAUUUACCGCCCAUCAUGUACUUGUUCCUGACGAUGUUCGCCAAGUCGCGGUGCGUCUGGAACCCCUUGAUCUACUUUCUGAUGAACGCCCAGCUUCGUCGGGAGAUGCUGUCCAUGACGUGCAGGGCCUCCUGCCGGUACCAGGAAUCCACCACGCCCAUCGCUCUUCCUGACUCGAGGAAUCGCGCCUUGCAGAUGUUCAACUUGACCAACAUACCCCAGAGAAAUGUGGCCUAUAAAGCCACCUCUCUUUAG
Messenger RNA from Darwinula stevensoni, 852 nucleotides. The record is from the annotation of a GenBank genome assembly. Lineage: Eukaryota; Metazoa; Arthropoda; Ostracoda; Podocopida; Darwinulidae.